Molecule: messenger RNA, 1130 nt
Organism: Spirodela intermedia
Lineage: Eukaryota; Viridiplantae; Streptophyta; Magnoliopsida; Alismatales; Araceae
Source: the annotation of a GenBank genome assembly
AUGGAAAAUCAGGUCGCGGAUGUGAGAAAGGGGGCUUGGACUCCAGAGGAAGAUACCCUGCUCCAGAGAUGCGUUCUCCUGUAUGGUGAAGGGCAGUGGCAUCUAAUUCCAGUGAGGGCAGGUACGGCUUCAUCUUACUUAAAUUAUGUAGGUUGCAUGAGUCUUGACGUUUAACUCGUUUAGCUUCCCCUUCCACGAUAUGAAGCGAAAAAAUAGGUUUCAUACUCGCACAAAGUAGAAACACUGAUGGUCGGUGAGUUUGUUUCCGUAGUUAUGAACGAGUUUAUUCCGUCGUCCUCUAAUAAAUCUUCAGGAUUGAGACGCUGCCGUAAGAGCUGCCGUCUGAGGUGGCUCAACUAUCUCAAGCCGAGCAUCAAACGUGGGGACUUUCAGGAGGACGAAGUCGACCUUAUCAUCCGGCUCCACAAGCUCUUGGGGAACAGGUUAGUUAUUAGAGAAGACCUUCCCCAAGAAUGACCUCCCGUUCAACAACGAGGCCAUGAUUCAGACGUCAAACUAAGCGUGCUUAAUGUUUCAGGUGGUCGCUAAUAGGGGGUAGAAUUCCAGGCAGAACGGCGAACGACAUCAAGAACUACUGGAACUCCUGCUGGAGCAAGAAGGUGGGAGCUCAAGCGAAGGUGGCCAGGAAGAUCAACAAAAGAAACACCGUCGGCUUGGCUGUGGAGAGGUACAAGUCCUGCAUAUUGGGACAAGCUAGGCAGACGCCUCGUCUAGCUCGCUUCACAGAGGCUAUCGGUGGUUGUCGCCACGAGAUUUUCAGGCCUCGGCCUCGAACCUUGUCCGAAGGCCCGACCUGCCUACCAGACAUCAUCACGUGCCAUAAAUUUCUCCCCCGGGGACAGCGCUUUUCCUCGACAGAUGAGAGGUCAGACAACCAGCAAGAUCUCGUGGCGUGGACGAGACUUCUGCUGGGAGACGACGAAAAGCAUCAGAGACAGUGGCAACAGGAGGAACGGGAAAAAAAAGAUGCCAUUCCCUUUCCAGCCGAGGAAGAGCUGCUCCGUUGUCCACCUCAGGCAGAUGAAGAUGUGGAAGGAGGUUGGUGGCCGCUGGGAUGGGAGGAUAUUCUGUUAGAUGCCAAUCUAAAGUCUGGGUGCUGUCCGGGUUGA